This is a messenger RNA of Ilex paraguariensis (yerba mate), 2946 nucleotides long. Lineage: Eukaryota; Viridiplantae; Streptophyta; Magnoliopsida; Aquifoliales; Aquifoliaceae. The record is from the annotation of a GenBank genome assembly.
AUGGCUCUCUCUCUCCUACUCCAACGACGCCUAUCGUCCCUCAGAGCCACCCUCUCCUUCUUUCCCUCUCAUCCCAAACCAUUCUGUUCUCUCUCCUCUCUCCAAUCCAACUGGUCCACGCAAACCACCUCAGACCAACCCAACAUCAAACCCUCUUCUCUCUCAGCUCGCAUGUCUUUCGUCUUCGACCAAAUUGAUGCCAUCGAAAGAGAACGCGCUCAGAAGGACCAAACACUCCAACGCAUCCGCGCAUGGCGUGAAUCGAAGAAAACUAAAGAGGAAGAAACUUUCAAUGAGCCAAUCCGUGGGAAUUCCACUGUGUCAAACUCGGCCGAGUCUGGCUCAGUUGAGUCAGAAGUGGACAAGAAGGUGGAGAGAGGAGAUGGGGUGUUGAGUAAAGAGGUGGAAUUGGUGCACCCAUGGCCGGAGUGGAUAGAACUGAUGGAGAGGUUGGUUCAGCAGAACUAUUUUGAUCAUAGGAGGAAAGACGAGGACAAGAUGGUGGAGAACUUGGGGUUUGAUAUGCCGGAAAUGGUUGAAGAAGGGUUUGAUUUUACUACGGACUGGAAGACUGUUCAGACUGCAGUGCUUAAUUUUGGGCGUGACCGGUUUGAUAUCCUGAGGUCAUUGUCAAGACAGGAUAUUCAGAUCUUAGUUGGUUAUGGAUGUCCUAGUACAGACAAGAAGGUGGUUUUUUCUGCAAAGUUGUUGAGGAAACAUGUUCACCUCGAUGAAGGAGAUGUAUGUAGUUCCUGCAGUUUGAGGAGCUCCUGCGAAAGAGCCUUUUUGUUAACUAACAAAGAGGAUGAAGCACGAACUAUAGACAUGAUGCGUGUGCUAUUGACGUAUGGUUUUGAUCCUGUGAAUGGAUCAGUACCUAACAAGUCCCUUCUGAAAAUAAAAUCUGUGAAGACUGUUGUACGAAAAUUGCUUCAUGAGGUGGUCAAAUUGAGUUCAGUCCCAAUAGAUCCAAAUCUUCCUCCUCCUGUUAUUAAGAAGCCUCCACCAAAGGUGAAGCAGCCUCCUCCUCCUCCGAAGAGAAGGGUUGGACGUGAUGACAUUGAGAUGAAAAAAGGCGAUUGGCUCUGUCCUAAGUGUGACUUCAUGAAUUUUGCAAAGAAUACCGUCUGCCUGCAAUGUGACGCCAAGCGUCCUAAGAGACAGCUGCUCCCAGGAGAAUGGGAAUGCCCUCAGUGCAAUUUCUUGAAUUAUAGGAGAAAUAUGGUAUGUUUUCAUUGUGAACACAACCGCCCACCUGAUGAGUUUAUGGGGAAUCAAAUGCAAGAGAGGCAACAUGGUCCCAGGAUGAGGUUGGAGAAAGUCACUAACAGGGCAGAGGUCUCUAAUGCAUGGAACUUUGACUUUGAUGACAACGAAUCUGAUGGGGCAGAUAUUGCUGCUUUUGAGAAUGCAGAUUCUCAAAAACUUGAUGAAGAUUUUCCCCUGGAUAGUAGGCCUCGAGGAGACAAUUUUAGGGGGCCCGAAGAUGAUUUCUAUGAGAACAAGAGGCCAAUAGGGGUGCAUGGAAGAGAAUAUUUGGAUCAUGGUCCGAAGAAACCUGGAAUGGGAUUUGAUGAUUUUGAUGAUGAAGAUGAUAUAAACAGUUAUGAGUUAGAUACUCCAAAUCGUAGCCAAGUUCAGAAGACUUCGUCAAUUGAUUUCUCUGAGCUUGAAGAUAACUCUGACUCUGAAGAUAUUGAAGGCACUGGCAACAGUUGGCCUGCUCGUCACGGAACCAGUUCCCGAACACACAAGAAACCAUCCAAGCCAAUGCGACGAAAAGCGGCUUUCUCUGACCCUGAGGAUGAUAAAAUAGGUUUUGGUUCAGAUGAUGAUCUUCCGGUUCAUCCUAACUGGAAAUCUAGUCAUGUUGCUGAUUCUAGACAGAGAACUAGAGGCAGACAGGUGAUGAAUUUCAGCUCAGAUGAUGACCUUGGGCUUAGUUCUGGCAACGAGGACAUUGGAGGCGAGGAUUUUGGAUCCAGACAGAAAAAAGGCAAUAAACGGGUUUCUAGUAGAAGUGAUUUUGGAAGGAGAGUAGGUCCCAAUUUUGAAGAUGAGUCCUCUGGUUUAGAAUCUGAUGAUGAUGAUCUACGUUCAAGUAGAGAUAGAUUUAAAGUCUAUAAAGCUGGGCCAGAUAGAAGAGGAAACACUUCCAAUGGUCGUGGAAGUAUGAUUGGUGGCAGAAGGAACUCUUUCAAGGAUGAUUUUGAUAGAUCUUCCCAGAGAUCUCGUGGUAAUAAUAGAAGAUUUCGAGGGGAUGAUUAUGAUGGGCGUGGAAUGAGUUCUAAAAAGAGUGAUUCACAGAAUAUCAAAAGCACUAGACGAGAAGGGUCUUAUAACCAGCAACGUGGAAGGUCUCGUAAUUUUGAUGAUCACUCUGAUAGUUAUUUUGAUGAUGACCGGCACAGGAGGCCGCGUAUAAAUGUCAGAUAAAUCUGAGCUAUGGUGUUGAUUGACCGCCAUAAUGUACCUAAGUUUUUCGAAUCAGCUCAUCACACUUCUCCCAUGACCGAGAAUUUGAGAAUUCAUUCCGAGGCUGCUGGAAGACCAAACAGUAUGGAUAAUUUCUGUUACACCAGCAGCACAUUGUAACCAAGAAAAGUUUCUUGCAUUUGCAGAUAAGCCACUAGGAAGUCCAAUUGGUGUGUUUUCGUACAACUUUAUGGCAAUGCAUUGCUAGAAUUUUUUGUUUGCCUUACAUGACCUGCCGAGCUGUUGUUUUGUUGUCGCACCUAACAUGCUUAGAAGCUUUCUGUCUUCCUUUAUUUCGGGACAAAUCUCGCCCAGGGCAGGUCAUUUGUAACAGGUGAUUUCUUCCUAUACACAGUUGACCCUAUUGUAGUUCAUAUUGUAACACAAUUUUCUUUCUUGGUAAUCAAUGAGAGAUAGUAAUUCUUUUAUAAAUUAAUUAUUAGAGAGGAAAAAAUUGUGUUCAUAUGAAAG